Messenger RNA from Staurois parvus, 451 nucleotides. Lineage: Eukaryota; Metazoa; Chordata; Amphibia; Anura; Ranidae. The record is from the annotation of a GenBank genome assembly.
CAGCACGGCGAUGCACUGUGUCCCUCGGACACAGCGGAUCACCGAUCUACGGAAAGAGCCGAAGAUGUCGGCUUGGUCAUGUGACCAGCUGUGUCCAAUCACAGCUGAUCACAUGGCACUGAUAAUCAGUGUGGCCCCAGAAGUGCCACUUGACAGUGUCCAUCAGUGCCAGCUGCCAGUGCUGAACAGUGCCACAUCAAUGCCACAUAUCAGUGCCUACCAGUGCACAUCAAUGCCACAUAUCAGUGCCCAUCUGAGCUGCCUUUCAGUGUCACCCAUCAGUGCCACCUAUCAAUGCCAAUCAGUGCCACCUAUCAGUGCUGCCAAUCAGUGCCACCUAUCAGUGCCAGUCAGUGCCGCCUAUCAGUGUGCAUCAGUGCCUCCUAUCAGUGCCCGUCAGUGCCACCUAACAGUGCCAGUCAGUGCCGCCUAUCAGUGCCAUAUAUCAGUG